This is a messenger RNA of Aspergillus udagawae, 1026 nucleotides long. Its product is annotated as zinc-binding alcohol dehydrogenase family protein. Gene Ontology annotation, molecular function: oxidoreductase activity, acting on NAD(P)H. The record is from RefSeq and is a predicted model, not a curated record. The coding region runs from base 1 to 1026 and encodes 341 amino acids. The transcript has a single exon. Lineage: Eukaryota; Fungi; Ascomycota; Eurotiomycetes; Eurotiales; Aspergillaceae.
AUGUCAUCCACAAACGCAGCUGCCUGGCUUUCAGAAGCAAAGAGUUAUCCUUUUGAUAUAAAGGAAUCACCCGUUGGCAAGCCAGAUGCCAACGAAAUCCUCGUUCGCAAUCAUGCUGUUGCCAUCAACCCCAUCGAUGGAUUGAUCCAAACCAAGGCAUUCUUCCCGCUGAACUACCCAACCAUUCUCGGAGAGGACGUAGCCGGCGAGGUAAUUUCCGUCGGCGAGAAUGUCACUCGAUUCAAACCCGGAGAUCGCGUCCUAGGCCAAGCCGUCGGGCUCAUGGCCGGACGCUCGGAGGCCUGCGCCUUUCAGACCUACACUAUCCUACAAGACAACCUCGCCUGCGAGAUACCGGACCACAUCACCUACGAACAAGCAGCCGUUGUGCCUCUCUGCCUCUCCACAGCCGCAUCUGGAAUGUUCCAAGAGGACUUCCUGCAUCUAAACCUCCCGACCGAGCCACGCACCGCCUCCACCGGACAGACACUUAUAGUCUGGGGCGGUGCAUCCAGCGUCGGCAGUAAUGCCAUCCAGCUCGCAGUUGCUGCAGGCUACGAGGUGAUUACCACCGCAUCGCCGAAGAACUUCGACUACGUCAGACGGCUCGGGGCUAGCGAGGUCUUCGACUACAGCAGUCCAACUGUCACCAAGGACAUUGUCCACGCAGCCAAGGAAAAGGUUCUGGCCGGCGCAAUCGACUGUAUUGGAGUCUCUGCCACAGCAGCUUGCGUUGAUAUUCUGAGCAAAUCACAAGGGAAGAAGUUUGUCGCUACUGUCAAGGGUGGUUUCGCGCCGCCUCCUGAUGGAAUACAGGUGAAGCAUAUCUUCGGGACUACCCUGAAGGACAACUUUGUGGGAAAAGCCGUGUUCGAGGACUUUCUCCCGCGUGCGCUGCAGUCGGGAGCUUUUGUGCCUGCCCCUGAACCUGUGGUUGUGGGGACUGGGCUGGAAAAGGUGCAGGAGGCCGUGGAUUUGUAUGGAAAGACGGAAAUUUCUGCGAAGAAGUUGGUUGUUUUGCUAUAG